Messenger RNA from Phyllostomus hastatus (greater spear-nosed bat), 1683 nucleotides. RefSeq names its product GDNF family receptor alpha 3 (gene GFRA3). Gene Ontology annotation, biological process: nervous system development. The coding region runs from base 57 to 1220 and encodes 387 amino acids. Gene Ontology annotation, molecular function: signaling receptor activity. Gene Ontology annotation, cellular component: external side of plasma membrane; signaling receptor complex. The record is from RefSeq and is a predicted model, not a curated record. The transcript has 8 exons. Lineage: Eukaryota; Metazoa; Chordata; Mammalia; Chiroptera; Phyllostomidae.
GCGGAGAGGUGCACGCAGAACGCCCCAGGGGCAAACUCCUUCGUGCGUACCCCGCCAUGGCGCACCCCAAGAACCUGCUACCAGCGCUGUCCGUGUUCCUGCUACUGCUGCUACCGUCAUUGCUCGGAGCCGGGAACAUCCGCCCCACAGGGGGUCGGCUCAUGAACAGCUGUAUCCAGGCCAGGAAGAAAUGCCAGGCCGAUCCCACUUGUAAUGCUGCUUACCACCACCUGAAUUCCUGCAUCCCAUCACCUGCAGAGGAACCUGCAGUUUCUGCAGACUGCUUGGAGGCAGCACAGCACCUCAGGAAUAGCUCUCUGAUGACCUGCACAUGCCACCGGCGCAUGAAGAACCAAACUACCUGCCUGGACAUCUACUGGACUGUACACCCUGCCCGCAGCCUUGGUGACUAUGAGCUGGAUGUCUCCCCCUAUGAAGACACAGUGACCAGAAAACCCUUGGAAAUGAAUCUCAGAGAACUGAGCAUGCUCAAACCAGACUCGGACCUCUGCCUCAAGUUCGCCAUGCUGUGCACUCUUAAUGACAAGUGUGACCGCCUGCGCAAAGCCUAUGGGGAGGCGUGUUCGAGGCCCCACUGCCAGCGUCACACCUGCCUCCGGCAGCUGCGUGCCUUCUUUGACAAUGCUGGGGCAUCCCACGCACAGGGUCUGCUGUUGUGCCCGUGUGCACCUUCUGACCUGAGCUGUGGGCAGCGACGGCGCAACACCAUUGCCCCCAGCUGCGCGCUGCCAUCUGGGACCCCCAACUGCCUGGAGCUGCGGCGCCUCUGUCUCUCAGACCCACUGUGCAGAUCACGCCUGGCCGAUUUUCAGACCCAUUGCCAUCCCAUGGACAUCCUAGGGACCUGUGCUACAGAGCAGUCCAGAUGUCUGCAAGCAUACAUGGGGCUGAUUGGGACUGCCAUGACCCCCAACUUUAUCAGCAACGUCAAUGCCAGUGUUGCCUUAAGCUGUACCUGCCGAGGCAGUGGCAACCUGCAGGAGGAGUGUGAGCGGCUGGAACAGUUUUUUUCCCAGAACCACUGUCUCACGACGGCCAUUGCAGAUCAGAUGCAUUCACACAGCAAACUCUUCUCCCAGGGCUCUACCUCACCCGGGAAGGAACUCCAGAACAAAAUCCUUGCUCUGAGGCCACAGCCGUGGAUGCUCUCUUUUUUCUCCUGCACUUUUACCUUGAUUCUGCUCCCAAGUUCCUGGUAACUGGACUUCCCUGGGGCCCUCUUCCCCUCUACUACACCCAGUCUGACCUGCCACCUACAAGAAGUGAGGAAAGAAUGGCAUCAUGAAGGAGGUGCAUGACAACAUGACAGCCCUGACCCGCCCCCACCUCCCACCCCACAUUCACACAAUGGAAGCUGACUGGCUCAGUUCUCAUUCCCUCCACUUCUUAGGAAUUGGACCCCAUGGUUUAGCCAUAUCUUCUGGUGGUGGCCAGUUCUACUAAACUCUUUCCUGGUCCCUUCCCAUCAGGAUCACCAGGUUCUAACAAAUCAGUCAUUCUCUAUUGCAUUCAACAGGUAGUCAGGGCUGAGUGUUCUGAGGCAGCCUAGACUCCUCUCCCCUUGUCUCCUUCUCUGAAUGGAGAGUGGGAACCUGCUGCAUGUCCUGCUCUGGGAUUCUACAGAACAUUUGAGCUCAGAAGCUGGAGCAUUUAAACUUUGCU